Molecule: messenger RNA, 2220 nt
Organism: Rotaria sp. Silwood1
Lineage: Eukaryota; Metazoa; Rotifera; Eurotatoria; Philodinida; Philodinidae
Source: the annotation of a GenBank genome assembly
AUGAAGUAUCAAACGGAAUAUCAAAGAAAUUUUCAAAAACGAACACCGAGAAAAGUUGAUGAUUAUACACAUGUAGAACGAAAAUUACAUGAUGUACCAAUAAGACAUUCAUCAUUAUCACCAUCCCGUCGUCGUGGUCGUUCAUUACCAACAUCACCUAUUCGAAAUAAUAAUAAUUUUGCGGUUAUUGGUCCAAAUGAAAAAUUUUCAAAUUCACAUCUUUAUCGACUUCGACAACCGAUUAAAGAUAAUUCUCGAAUGAAGAAAUCACGUGAAUAUGCCAUUUUAGGACGAAAUGAAAAAUUUCAAGAUAAUGUUAUCUAUCCAAUGAGAAAACCAAUAUCGGAUGAUUCAUCAAGAAUUCCAGCACGGCGACAUGAACAUGAAAAUCAUUCAUGUGGUAUUCAAACUGAAUCUCAAAAAGCACCAUAUGUAUCUUUUGAUCCUAAAUAUGGACGCGAAGUUGUUCCUGUUCGAAGUCGUAUUGGUCCACAAAGUGAAUAUCAACAACAAUAUAACUGGAAACAACCCUUAGGAGAUUUAGUUGGUGAUCAAAUGCUUGUGGAUGAAUCAAAAGUGCGUGAUCGACGUUCAGAUCCAGCUUUACCAUUGACAGUUAUUGAUCCAUCUGAAAAAAUUCUCAAUGAAAAAGUGUCUGUUGCUGUUAAUACACCAGCACGUGUUGAAAUUGAUUUUAAUAAACCUAAACCACAAGUAAGUCGAAGUGCUACUGGUCCAAUAAGUUCAAUUCAAUUAAAAAAUGAUAAAAUAUCUGAAUAUCAAUCACGUUAUAAACCACUAGUUAAUCAAAAAAAACCUCGAACACGUAAAGCAUUUGAAGCAGAACAAGCUGAAGAACGAAAACGAAAAGAAAUUGCUAAAGCUGAACAUGCUCAUACAGAUGAUGAAGGUAUUGGUAGCAAUAUUGAUUUAGGAAACGAAUUUCAACAAAAACAUUCACAUGGAAAUUUAAGACGUUGGAAAUCUGAAUAUCAAACAACAUAUAAACCUUUUUGGCGUUUUGAUUAUAAAAAUGGCAAAUGGUAUAAAGAUGCUGCAGCAGAAGAAGUAGGUUUUAAUCCAAAUUUAUUUUGGUAUAAAGAAUUAAUGUCAACACGUAAACGAGCUGAUGAAUAUCGUGCUAAUGCAGAAGCUGAUCAUUUUAAUCGUAAUCAUACACUACAAUUACAAACAGGUUAUGGUGGAACAAAAAGUUAUCUUGCAUGGGAUACAAAUAAUGAUAAUGAUACUGAUAGUGUUAUUUCUAUUGAUCGUGAUUUAGAACGUCGACGUCAACGUGAAAGAGAAAUUCAACGACAAAUCGAUGAACGUAUUCAAUCAAAAAUUCAUCAUUAUCAGGAUAAACAAUAUGAACGACCAUCAGGAGGAACAAAGACUGAUGGAAUAGCACAAACUGAUCAUCAAGUUGAUCGUGUUGUUUACAUUGAUGAACCAAUACCAAAAGUACCAAGUGUUGCAACUAAAGCAUUUGUACGUAAUUUAAAUUCAUCAUCUGUUCAACAACAUAUGUCAUGGGAUUCCGAAAGUUUAUAUACUCAAAGAACAAAUUCGGAUAUAGAUUUUAAAUCAAAUAUUGCUCGAGAUUUACAUCGAAAACAUUAUACAAAUGGUGAAUCAAAUGUUAUUCGAAAAGCAUCACCAAUAAAACAAGACAAUCGAGCUACAAGUGCUCAUUCACCAUUGAUUAAUGAACGACAACAAACAAAUCAUAUUUAUACAUCACCACAUACAAAUAAACGAACAGUUCAACACAAUGAUAUUAUCCGUCCAUCAACAAGUUUUCAGGAAACACGACAUGCUGCUGGUCGAUCAAGUGAUGAUACACAUAUAUUUGAUAAACGUCUACCUACACGACCUCAUACAAGCAUGAAUGAUUAUCAUUCAUAUCACGGUAAUCAAUAUAAAGAUAAAAUAACAGAUAAUAAUGAUGAUAAUCAUCAACCAAAAUAUACACCAACAUCAACAACACCAUUUCAAGUUCAUUUAGAUAGAUUAGAUGAACGUUUUGAACAGAAUUCUAAUGCACGUCAUAAAGAUGAUGACAUUCUUUCGAUUAAUUCUGCUCGAUCAUUAUCAUCGAGUUGUAGUUUAGCAUCUCAAACACUUGAACGUGCUCAACAAAAUAUGAAUAAAUAUUGGGGUGGUCAUUCACCAGCUUCUAUUGAUUCACCUAAGAAACCUUUUAGUGCCAAACAUUGA